GGUUGCCCUAACUUGGUAGCAUUAUAGCUGUACACGGCUUCUUGCGCGAAAGUAGAGCACAAAAUUACGGUUUUUAUUGUUAAAACGCAAGAAAUUGUUAUUGGUUUGUGUUUACAAAAUGAAAGGAAGUCCAAUAGUUAAUGAAUGAGUGACACGAGUAGUGAUUCAGACGAGGCGACCGAGCAGACUGCCCUGAUGGACGGCCACAUCGCUGAAGCCCGCCCCGACAGGGAAAUCGCUGAACGGAUCGCCAGAAAACGAAAAACUAAAACAGAAAGCCAACGCUCUUACGGCAGUGUGGAACAAAAUGAAGGAAGCGGCAGUGGCAACGGCGGCAAUGAGGGUCGGAGGCCAGCGGAGGCGCGGCAAGCCGGGCCCACAGUCACAGAGGUCAUGGUCGAAGAGCUGGAGCUGAAGUAUGGCGCACGACACGUCAUCAAGCUGUUUGUGCCCGUCACUCUGUGCAUGAUCGUGGUGGUCGCCACCAUAUCCUCCAUCAACUUCUAUUCUGUGAAAGAUGUUUACCUUGCCUACACACCAUUCCACGAGGAGAGUCCGUAUGCAGUCACAAAGGUGUGGAACGCGCUGGCCAACUCCAUGAUCCUGCUGUGUGUGAUCGCGCUCAUGACCGUGCUGCUCAUCGUGCUGUACAAGAAGCGCUGCUACCGGAUUAUCCACGGCUGGCUCAUUCUCUCGUCUCUGAUGCUGCUCUUCAUGUUCUCGUAUCUGUACUUAGAAGAAGCCCUACGUGCCUACAACAUCCCAAUGGACUUCAUAACUCUAACGUUCGUGAUGUGGAACUUCGGCGUGGUGGGCAUGGUGGUGAUCCACUGGAAGGGCCCGCUCCGGCUGCAGCAGGCCUACCUCAUCUUCAUAGCGGCGCUCAUGGCCCUCGUUUUCAUUAAGUACCUGCCGGAGUGGACCACCUGGGCCGUGCUCGCGGUUAUCUCUAUUUGGGAUCUUGUAGCAGUAUUAACACCAAAAGGACCACUAAGGAUAUUAGUAGAAACCGCCCAGGAAAGAAAUGAGCCAAUUUUCCCAGCUCUUAUUUACUCAUCGACGGUGAUGUAUUGCCUGGCGGCGACGGCCACCGGCGAAGGUGAGCGGCGCGAGCUCGACCCCCUCCGCCCGCGCGGCACAACCGCGCAACCCUCAGCCGACGAGGCGGACGCGGCGGCGGGCUUCACGGGCAGCUUCACGCGACGGGCAGCCAGCGGCGCCGCGCCCCGAGCCGUGAGCUCGCACCUGGACCGCAGCGCGCCCGCCGGGUACGCCACGCGGGUGGAGCCCCGGGAGCCGCGGGAGCCGGAGCUGGAGGAAGAAAAGGGCGUGAAGCUGGGCUUGGGCGACUUCAUCUUCUACAGCGUGCUGGUGGGCAAGGCCAGCUCGUACGGCGACUGGAACACCACGCUCGCCUGCUUCGUCGCCAUACUCAUUGGUCUCUGCCUAACACUCCUACUGCUAGCGAUACUAAAGAAGGCGUUGCCAGCGCUGCCGAUAUCAAUCACCUUCGGUCUGAUCUUCUACUUCGCGACGCGCGGAGUGGUGAAGCCGUUCGCGGACGCGCUGGCCUCGGAACAAGUAUUCAUCUAGCUCCGUCCGUCACCGACUCGUGCCUCGUUACUUGUUAGACAACUCUUUAGUUAAGGCAUAGACUAAUAUUAGUCUAUGGUUAAGGUACGGUUAGGUAGGAUGUUAGGUAAGAAUGUAUGUAACGGAUUGAGUGGAUCUAGCAGGCGUAUGUGGAAGCAAUAUGAAAGUAAUUCUUGGUCCUAUAAAAUUGAUUAAUCUCUGGUAAUUUGCUAGUACAUAACAGGUACUAGGUAUUUAUUUAAUUUUUCAGUAUUUAUUAAAACUCAAUUUAUUUUUUAUGUCCAUCUUUUCCAAGAUAAUCCGAAAAUUGCAGUCCUAUGUUUAAAUGAUGGGUUUAUUUUAUACUGAUUGAAUAGUCAUUCCUUAUACCUAUGAAUUAUCUUUGUUCUACCGAAAUGCCUAUGCCUAUGUGAUUUUGCGUAUGAAAUAUAUAACUAAUGCGCCUUUAUGUACAAGGGAUAUUUAAAUAAGUAUUACUUAAAACUCGAAAAUAAUAGCAUCUAAUGAUAAUUCGUCGUACGUUAAAUGUAAAAAAAAUACAUACACAGAGUCACAUAAGCAGCUGGUUAGAGAUUUUAGGAUUAAUUAUUGUAAUAUGUGUGGACUGAAUUUGAAAUGUAAAAAGAUGGCGAUAGUCAUAAUGUCUGUGAGUAAUGGGAUGGACUAGACACCAAUAGAUACGAUAGUGUAAAUACCUACAUAAGCUAGUGAAAGCCCUAAUUCGUUGUGAUAAAUAUUUAUUGAAAUCACUUUGCUAUAAUAAUAAAAUAUCAUGAAGAUAAGA
Molecule: messenger RNA, 2377 nt
Organism: Plutella xylostella (diamondback moth)
Lineage: Eukaryota; Metazoa; Arthropoda; Insecta; Lepidoptera; Plutellidae
Source: RefSeq, a predicted model, not a curated record